CAAAAUGGGUUCUUUCAAAGUUUAUGUUUCGAUGGUGUCGAUUUUUGUGUUGAUCGCUAUGCUCAAUAGUUCUAGCAGUUAUAGAUACAGCAGCCGAUACGGCAGUCGAUCAAGAUACAAUUAUCAACCCUCACUUAGAAAAUGUCUGAGUAAUGAUAUUCUUUCUACCUUACAAGGAACAUUAUGUCCAAGAGCGAAUCCCUGUAAAAAUGGUGGAACAGAACAGCCUAGCGGAAGAUGUGUUUGCACAGAUGAAUAUACUGGUCCUACUUGUGAAGAAAAGGUGAAUCCUUGUAAAAAUGGUGGAAUCGAUCUGCCUAGUGUGGGAUGUGUUUGUACAUUUGAUUUUACUGGUUCUACUUGUGAAGAAAGAGUGAAUCCUUGUCAAAAUAAUGGAACACUACUGUCUGAUGGAUCAUGUAAUUGUACAGUGGAUUUUACUGGUACCCUUUGUGAAGAAAGAGUGAAUCCUUGUCAAAAUAAUGGAACACUACUGUCUGAUGGAUCAUGUAAUUGUACAGUGGAUUUUACUGGUACUCUUUGUGAAGAAAGAGUGAAUCCUUGUCAAAAUAAUGGAACACUACUGCCUGAUGGAUCAUGUAAUUGUACAGUGGAAUUUAUUGGUACUCUUUGUGAAGGAAGAGCGAAUCCUUGUCAAAAUAAUGGAACACUACUGUCUGAUGGAUCAUGUAAUUGUACAGAAUCAUUUGGUGGUAAUUCUUGUGGGGAAGCACGAUGUGAAAAUAUUAACUACCAAGAAUGCAGAAGUGAAUGUGGUCCAGACUACAUCCAAGUCGAUUCUUAUUGUGAUGGAGAUGAUGUAUGUUGUAACUAGUCUUAAGUGAAGAAGCUCCUGAUGUCAGAUAAAAAAAACUAAAAAAUAUAUAACUGACUUUUAUGAUUGAAAUAAAAUAGAUAAAAAAAUG
Lottia gigantea (owl limpet) is the source of this 926-nucleotide messenger RNA. RefSeq lists its product as hypothetical. Gene Ontology annotation, molecular function: signaling receptor binding. The record is from RefSeq and is a predicted model, not a curated record. Bases 5 to 835 code for a protein of 276 amino acids. The transcript has 9 exons. Gene Ontology annotation, cellular component: extracellular region; cell surface. NCBI's taxonomy places the organism in Eukaryota, Metazoa, Mollusca, Gastropoda, Lottiidae. Gene Ontology annotation, biological process: anatomical structure development.